Messenger RNA from Arabidopsis thaliana (thale cress), 2082 nucleotides. Its product is annotated as lipid-binding serum glycoprotein family protein. NCBI's taxonomy places the organism in Eukaryota, Viridiplantae, Streptophyta, Magnoliopsida, Brassicales, Brassicaceae. The transcript has 5 exons. The record is from RefSeq and is marked reviewed. Gene Ontology annotation, cellular component: extracellular region. The coding region runs from base 798 to 1886 and encodes 362 amino acids. Gene Ontology annotation, molecular function: carbohydrate derivative binding; lipid binding. Gene Ontology annotation, biological process: reactive oxygen species biosynthetic process.
CGAAUGACUAAGGUUAUUUUAGACAUUUCUCAAUAAUCCAAACCAUUACGCAACUUCACUGUAUUAACCUGUUUUCUUCAUCGAAGAAGAUAGAGAGACCAAAACAAAAAAAGCUUUGAAUAUCCGCCAUGGAUGUUGGACGAUGCUUUCUCUUUCUUCUAUUACCAAGUUUCUUCUUCUUGCCUUCACAAACGCAGAGCACCGAUUCAUUCACAUCGGUUCUCGUAUCUCAAAACGGACUCGAUUUCGUCAAAAAUCUUCUAGUUAACAAAGCUAUCGCGUCGAUUAUACCUCUCCAGAUUCCCAGAAUUGAGAAAUCUAUGAAAAUCCCGUUCCUUGGAGGAAUCGAUGUUGUUGUCUCGAAUCUCACGAUAUACGAGCUUGACGUUGCGUCAUCUUAUGUUAAGCUUGGUGAGACAGGUGUUGUCAUCGUCGCUUCAGGGACGACUUGUAAUUUGAGUAUGAAUUGGCAUUAUUCUUACAGUACUUGGCUUCCUCCUAUUGAAAUAUCUGAUCAGGGUAUUGCAUCUGUUCAGGUAAUUAUGAUCAAUUUUACUAAUUCUUAGUUUUGAUCAUCUCAAUCUUGUGAAUCAAUGGAAAGACAAGAUUUUUCUUGCGAAUCACAAAUUUCUGUUCUGUUUUGUAUCCUUAUGUUUCGUGAUUGUUAUAUGUCUUAGAACAUAGUUGCAUAUGGGAAUCAGAGGUGACUGUUGCUCUCUGUUUACCAUUUCCAUGUGUUGGUUUUAGUUGUUGCUGUGAUCUGCUCAUUUUUAUAUCUGUUUUACAAAGGGAAUUUGAUGAGUGCUGAUUCUCGCCUUCUCGGUAAGGUUCAAGGCAUGGAAAUCGGGCUCUCUCUAGGCUUGAAAAGUGAUGAAGGAGGCUUAAAACUUUCUCUUUCGGAAUGUGGAUGCCAUGUGGAAGACAUUACCAUUGAGUUGGAAGGAGGAGCAUCAUGGUUUUAUCAGGGGAUGGUUAAUGCAUUUAAAGACCAAAUUGGGUCAAGUGUGGAAAGUACCAUUGCCAAGAAACUCACGGAAGGAGUAUCAGACCUUGAUUCAUUCCUACAAAGCCUUCCAAAGGAAAUCCCAGUGGAUGAUAAUGCUGACCUUAAUGUCACUUUCACCAGUGAUCCUAUAUUGAGAAAUUCAUCUAUCACUUUUGAGAUUGAUGGCUUGUUCACCAAAGGAGAAACAAAUCAAGUCUUAAAAUCCUUCUUCAAAAAGUCUGUAUCUUUAGUUAUCUGCCCUGGAAAUUCUAAAAUGCUCGGAAUUUCAGUUGACGAAGCUGUUUUUAACUCUGCUGCAGCUUUGUACUAUAAUGCAGACUUUGUGCAAUGGGUUGUGGAUAAAAUACCAGAGCAGUCUCUUUUAAACACUGCUAGGUGGAGGUUCAUCAUUCCACAACUAUACAAGAAAUACCCGAACCAGGAUAUGAAUCUGAACAUCAGUUUGUCCUCACCUCCGCUUGUAAAGAUAUCAGAGCAAUACGUUGGAGCUAAUGUUAAUGCAGACCUAGUAAUCAAUGUUCUAGAUGCAAACCAAGUAAUACCUGUAGCUUGCAUCUCCUUGAUGAUCCGGGGAUCUGGUGCUCUCAGAGUCAUGGGCAAUAACCUUGGAGGCAGCGUAAGUUUAGAAGAUUUCUCCAUGUCUUUGAAAUGGAGCAACAUUGGAAAUCUCCAUCUGCAUCUUCUUCAGCCAAUAGUGUGGACUGUUAUACAAACAGUGUUUGUGCCAUAUGCAAAUGACCACCUAGAAAAGGGAUUCCCGUUGCCCAUAAUGCACGGAUUCACACUUCAGAAUGCGGAAAUCAUCUGCUCAGAAUCUGAAAUCACAGUUUGCAGCGAUGUCGCCUACUUGGAUUCGUCCCAACAGCCUCAAUGGCUUUGAAGCUACCACGAUCUACGACUUGGAAACCUAACUCGUUGUAGUUUACAAUUGGUGGUUGUAAGUGUCGCUACUGGUUUGGCAUUUGGACCAGACUCAGCGACCAAAACGAACAAAGCUUUGUAUAAUACUUUUGUACUUAAUGUUGACUAAUCUGUGAAUGAUAUUUCUGUCUGAAAUAAAAUAGUCUUUGUAAUUA